Molecule: messenger RNA, 732 nt
Organism: Phyllostomus hastatus (greater spear-nosed bat)
Lineage: Eukaryota; Metazoa; Chordata; Mammalia; Chiroptera; Phyllostomidae
Product: proliferating cell nuclear antigen-like
Biological process (GO): translesion synthesis; mismatch repair; regulation of DNA replication
Cellular component (GO): PCNA complex
Molecular function (GO): DNA polymerase processivity factor activity; DNA binding
Source: RefSeq, a predicted model, not a curated record
AUGGGAUCCAAACAAGGAAAUGGGCAAGAGAGGACAUCAAGUGGGAAAGAAACUCAAAAAGUUGAAUGUUCUAAGGGCAUGAAGCCCCUGGUGCCUGUCACUCCCGGGGCCAGUUUCACUCCUGACUUUAGUUAUCUGAACAAAUUCCCCUUUGAGCCUAAAAUAAUUUGUGUGUCCAAAAUACUAAAAUAUGCUGGCAAUGAAGACACCAUUACCGUAAGGGCUGACGAUAGUAUGGACACAUUGGCAUUAGUAUUUGAAGCCAGGAAUCAAGAAAAGAUUUCAGACUAUGAAAUAAAAUUAAUGGAGUUAGAUGUUGAACAACUUGGAAUUCCAGAACAAGAGUAUAUCUGUGUAUUGAUGCCUUCUGGUGAAUUUGCAUGUACAUGCCGAGAUCUUAGUCAUAUUAGAGAUGCUGUUAUAAUUUCCUGUGUAAGAGACAGAGUGAAAUUUUCUGCAAGUGGGGAACUUGAAAAUGGAAAUAAUAAGUUGUCACAAACAAGUAAUGUCGAUAAAGAAGAGGAAACUGUUACCAUAGAGAUGAAUGAUCCAGUUCAGCUAACUUUUGCACUGAGAUAUCUGAACUUCUUUACAAAAGCUACUCCACCCUCUCCUACAGUAACACUCAGUAUGUUUGCAGGUGUACCCCUUGUCGUGGAGUAUAAAAUUGCUGAUAUGGGACAUUUAAAGUACUAUGUGGCUCCCAAGAUCCAGGGUGAAGAAGGAUCUUAG